GCCGUGCCGGCGCAUGCGCGGAGCGAGCGAGCGGAGAUGGUGUGAGCGGCGGCGCCCGGACUCGCGGUUUGGUAACGGUUUGAAGGCGAAGGAAAUGGCAGAAAACAAACUCAAGAAUUUAGGUGUUAAAAGGACUCUAAGCAAAAAAGAGCAGGAUGAACUUAGAAAAAAGGAGGAAGAGCUGAAGGCAGCUGAAAUCUAUGAAGAAUUUUUAGCUUCUUUUGACUCAAACAAUGGAAGCAAUGUUAAAACUUUUGUGAGAGGUGGUAUUGAAAAUCCAUCUAAAGUAGACAAGGGAGCAGAUGAAAGGAAAACAAAACUAUAUAAACCUACAGCCAAAUUUGGUGAAUUAAAAGCACCACAACAAGAUGUUUCUACACCAUCCAGACAUUCUUCUGAAGUGAGGAAACACCCCAACAAAAAAGUAAAAGAUGAGAAAAAGAAGAGCAAUUUGGAAAUAUUUAAAGAAGAGCUCAAGCAGAUUCAAGAAGAGCGUGAAGAGAGGCACAAGAAUAAAAGAUCAAUUAAAGAUGGUACUUUAAGACAAAGUAGAUUUGAACCCAUACCUGGAGACCAAGAACAGCAAACGAAUCGGCGUGUCUUGCAGGAUGAUGCUCAAGGAUCAUAUGAUUCAGGGGAUCCUCACACUACAAAUUUGUACAUUGGAAACAUAAAUCCACAGAUGGAUGAAGAAAUGCUUUGUAAAGAAUUUGGCAAGUUUGGCCCUUUGGCAAGCGUGAAAAUCAUGUGGCCUAGAACAGAGGAAGAACGGGCUAGAGUCCGAAACUGUGGUUUUGUUGCCUUCAUGAACAGAAAAGAUGCAGAUCGAGGUCUGAGAUCCCUGAAUGGGAAAUUUAUAAUGGGUUAUGAAAUGAAGCUAGGGUGGGGGAAGGCAGUGCCCAUCCCCCCACAUCCCAUAUACAUUCCACCAGCGAUGAUGGAAUUGACUCUUCCUCCUCCUCCAUCGGGUUUACCCUUUAACGCACAGCCUAGAGUGAGGCUGAGGAACCCCGAUUUGCCACUGCCGCCAGCAAAAUCCAAGGAGGAAUUUGAUAAGACUCUGUCCGAAGCCGUAGUCAAAGUGGUUAUCCCAACAGAAAGGAACUUAUUGUGCAUAAUUCAUCGAAUGAUCGAGUUUGUGGUGCGUGAGGGACCAAUGUUUGAAGCUAUAAUUAUGAACCGAGAAAUGAAUAACCCCUUGUUUAGGUUCCUGUUUGAGAACAAGACCCCAGCACAUGUGUACUACAGAUGGAAGUUAUUUUCUAUUCUGCAGGGUGAUUCUCCUACGAAAUGGCGAACAGUAGAUUUUCGAAUUUUCAAAGCUGGUUCAUUUUGGCACCCUCCACCUAUGAAUCCCUAUCUGCAAGGCAUGCCAGAGGAUGGGGCCGUGGAAAUGCCUGUUGAACAAGAGGAGCCAGUGAAGAAGGGACAACUGAAGGAUGAACAGCGAGAUAAACUGGAGAAUAUCUUGAGGGGAUUGGCACCUCAUCGAAAUAAUAUAGGUGAAGCUAUGGUCUUCUGUUUGAAUAAUGCUGAGGCAGCUGAAGAAAUAGUAGAUUGCAUUGCAGAGUCAUUGUCCAUUUUACAGACUCCACUACAGAAAAAGAUAGCAAGACUCUACCUGGUGUCUGAUAUUCUGUAUAAUUCUUGUGCAAAAGUAGCUAACGCAUCUUAUUAUAGGAAAUACUUUGAAUCCAGACUUCCUCAGAUAUUUUCUGAUAUGCAUGAAGCUCACAAAGUGAUUCAAGCAAGACUUCAAGCAGAGCAGUUUAAGCAAAAGGUAAUGGCGUGUUUUAGGGCGUGGGAAGACUGGGCUAUUUAUCCAGAACCUUUCCUCAUUAGGCUACAGAAUAUAUUCCUUGGACUAAUGAAAUUGGAUGAUGAUGCAUCAGAAAGACGUGAGGUGCUUGAUGAUGUAGAUGGCGCACCAAUUUACGAAGAUAUUGCUCCGAUCGAUGAUGUUGAUGGAUUGCCAAUUGAUGAUAUUCCACUAGAUGGAGCACCUUUAGAUGAUAUUGAUGGAGUUCCUUUGAAAUUAGUUGAGGAUGACCUUGAUGGCAUGCCAAUGGAAGAAACUAUAAUUAAAAAGGAGGAACCAUUGUUAAAGAUUGCUCCUUCAAAAUGGGAAACGGUGGACGAGUCAUUGUUGGAAGCUCAUGCAAUUACUACAUCAAAAUGGGAUCUACUUGAUCAUCCAGAGUCCGAACGAAAAGUUCACAUUAAGGAAGAAGUAACCGAAGAAACUGAGGAGGAACCAGCUGACACUUCUGAGUCAGAGGAAUCAUUGGUGCAGAGGGAGGAACCCAUUGAUUCAAAAUCACAGAAAUUCUUAGAAAUAUCUGAACAAAAACGUGCCAAGCUGCGAGAAAUUGAGCUAAAAGUAAUGAAAUUUCAAGAUGAAUUGGAAUCGGGUAAAAGACCCAAGAAAUCAGGAGUGACAUUUCAACAACAGGUUGAGCAUUAUAGAAGUAAACUUUUGCAAAGGGAAAAGGAAAAGGGCCAGGAUAAAGAGGUAGAAAAAAAGGAAAAAGAAAUUACAGAUUCAGAGCGAUCAAAGGACAUAAGCAAAGAAAAAGACAAAAAAGAAAAAGACAGAACUGAAGAACGGAGCAAAGAGAGAGACAAGGAUAAAGUCAAAGCCAAAGAGAAAGAUAAGAUCAAGCUGAAGAGUAAAGAAAAGGAACGGAGCAAAGAUCGAACGAGGAAUAAAGAUAAGCAAAAGGGCAGCUCAAUUUCACCCUCCAGAAAAGGGAGGUGUACAAAUUCACCAAGUCCUUCGAGGAGCAGCAGAUAUGGAAUAUCGGUCUCGCCUUGGUCUGAAAGAUCACAGCUAAAAGAAAAUACCCUCUCGAGGUCUCCAUCACCAGCAUAUAAAGAUUCCCCAAAGAAUAGUGGCAAGCGGAAAAAGAGAUCUUGGUCAAGAUCUAGAUCUCCCAAAAAGUCAAAGCAUUCCCACUCAACUUCUCCCAAGAAAUCCAAGCCAUCACGAUCACGUUCAAGAACUCCUCACCGGUCUCGUAAAAAGUCAAAGAAGAGCAAACACUGACAUCAACAUUUCUGCUUUCAUGUACAUAAAGGAAAAUGCAGCUUUUUUGUACUUUGUUUUGCCUCUGUUACUCUGUUCCAUUUGUUUUAUAGAUGGAAUAAAUAUUCUGUGCUUUUGUAUUUGGAUAACUGCUGCUCAUUUUACAAUGGGAUGGUGAUUCAGUUCUGAAAAUGGUAUCAGUUAUGAUCUGGAAAUCUCCUAACUGUUCCUUGCCAAUGUAAAGCAUUCAUCUCUGCAUUCUUGUCAAAUUUUGCUUGUGCUUUAGUACAAGUAUUUUUUUUAAAUCUGUGUAAUAUCUGCAGAGAGAGCUGCAGGAGACAUGAAUGUGUGUUUUGUGAUCCUUAUAAGCAUCUUGGUGUUCAGUUUCUGUAAUAACAUUUAAAUAAAGUUUAGUGACCCCUUUCUUGAGGACAAUUAUUAUA
Messenger RNA from Callorhinchus milii (elephant shark), 3468 nucleotides. RefSeq lists its product as uncharacterized. Gene Ontology annotation, cellular component: nucleus. The transcript has 25 exons. Bases 14 to 3046 code for a protein of 1010 amino acids. Gene Ontology annotation, biological process: RNA processing. Gene Ontology annotation, molecular function: RNA binding. Lineage: Eukaryota; Metazoa; Chordata; Chondrichthyes; Chimaeriformes; Callorhinchidae. The record is from RefSeq and is a predicted model, not a curated record.